AAACUCCCACGGUUUAUAAGGUCUUUGCGUAUGUUCUCGCUCGCAGAGCGCAUCUCCGCUCAAGACAUACUACAUGUGUCUGUGAUAAACCAUUAUCUUCAAUUUUCAAAACUGCAACAUAAAUAUGAAUUUAAAAAUUCCAAUUAUAUUCCUUUUCGGAUGUACCUUCGCGGCACUUAAAACGGAAGCAGCGCUGCAUGAAAACCUUCUCGCAGACGAAACAAAUACAUUUGAAGAAACGGACGAUCUUAAAACUGCAGCCAAUGCGUGGUACAUUUACUCUAACUUUGAUAGAAACUACCCUGACGGUUCUAGCAACGUAUACAGACACGGAUUCGUAACUGGGUUCGAAAAUUAUCCAAGUGGAAAUAACUACGGCAGAUAUUCAGGUUACAGCAGUAACGUCGGUAAUGGAGGCUACGGAGGAUACAGCGGCAAUGGUGGUCUCGCAUCUUACUACGGUUACAAAAACCCCUAUUAUGAAGCAGCUAAUCAUUUAGGCUACGGAUACUACAAGAAACCUGGUUACGGAAACAUUUAUAACAAUGGCAUCACCCCUAGUUUGGUAACAGGAUACAGAGGAUAUUCAUAGUGAUAAAAAUACACCUUCAAUUUGUAAAAUAAUUAUUACCAAAGUUUUCCCAAAAAACCGUUGUACCGAAUAAUUUAAUUUAUUUAUUAUUUUCAAUAUUGAAUUUACAUUUAAGGAAUGUCCAAGCUUCAUGAAAAACCUACCGACAGAAGAGUUAAUGUUACCGUUUGGUAAAUCCGUUGAAGCAUACAAGUAAAUAAUUUACUUUAUUACCAUUAAAUUAAAAACAGCAUAAUCCUACUUAAUAGCGAACGAUCACCAUCACCGGGCAUCAGCAAUGUCAGAAGCACAGCCAAGUUACCAACAUUGUUCACUCGUUUGAAAGACACGUCAUAGAACUCAAGAAGCCGAAGUGUCCGUGAAGAGAACGCUCUCGUAAAUACUGUAAUAACGCUCACGAUACAGUCCGGUGGCGGAAGAUGCAACUGUAUAAAAUAUGAAAUCAUCUUAAAUGCUCAAUUCCUUAGAGCAGAGCUCACGACCAUGCGGCCGAUGACUUUAAUGUAAGGCGUUGUAAUAUGAGCAUUAGCAAACUAUGUUUUGGAAAUUAUAUUUAUUAAAUUAAAUAUAGAGGAAUUUUGUAUA
This is a messenger RNA of Bombyx mandarina (wild silkworm), 1177 nucleotides long. RefSeq lists its product as uncharacterized. Lineage: Eukaryota; Metazoa; Arthropoda; Insecta; Lepidoptera; Bombycidae. The record is from RefSeq and is a predicted model, not a curated record.